UGCACUGGGAUUUAAAGAGUUAACGCUCCAGUUCCAUGGAUUGCCGAUAGUUCCAGGUACCUGUCUCAGAAGAGAAACUACAGAAUGAACUACAGCACCCAGAAGACUUUGCUGUUCCAUUUCCAUGCUCCAGUGGGGGCGAAAGAUAAGAUUGACUGGGAUUCAUGAGAUGGACUCUCUUUUUUGCCUUCCCUGUCUCUUUUUCUGCUUGUUUCUGCAGUGUGUGCUUCCCAGCCAUCCCGCCUACAGCAUUACAAGGUUGUGGUGAUCUGGAAUGCUGUGUCUUCUUAUAUCCUGGAACAGCUGAAGCUGGGCAAGGUGAGCUGGUGUCCUAGUGCCCCUUGUCCUGGAGGUGUUCAGUACUGCUGAGAGUAGUGGCCCCACAGAGCAAUCCCUCCCAGGGUACCAUGACAGCACAGCGAGCCCAGCCCAGGUGCCCAGAGCAGCUUCUUGGCCAGUUGGGAGAGAAACCCAAAUCCAGAGCUGCUCUCUGAGCAGAUGUUCAGCACAGCCCAGGGCUUUGCUCUGCCUUCUGAUCAGAAUGGGGAGAGGUAAUGGAGAAAUGGGGGAUUUUUCCAGGUCUGUGCCAAGGAUAAUCCUUGGGAAUCAGUCCCAGGCUUAACCUCAGUGCCAUAAAUCCCCAGGCUUUUCUCUAGCCAAGGGAUGAUGGCAAAUACUGUGUGGAGGUGAUUGUAAAACAGAGAUCACAGCUCUUUUCCAGAGCUUUCCAGAGAGCCCCAUCUUGCCCCACUGCCCCUCAGGAGUGGAAAGGGCAGAGAGUAGUGUCCCCAUGCUCCGACAUUCAUCACUUUUGCUGCCUCUACAGUACACGCUCGUCAGCCUUUCAGUCUCUUCCCUGUGCAGGGAGUCCUGGUUGCGGGACUAGGGGCCUUUGCUGUGGUCCAAGAGCGGUUCCACCAUGAAGAAGGUACUGUUACAGUUCGAAGACCUGUCUUUCACCUGGACAUCGAUGCACAGUGGCUGCAGCACUUCCAGUCUCCCACUGAGAUCAUCCCUGGUGAGACGGCGGCAGCCACCUUCCCCUUAUGGCCCCACAUCUGGCAGGGUGUGUUCUCCCUGCUCCUGGGAAAAGGCUGGGAGAAGCAGAACUGACUGCCAAGGUCAUGGUACAGCUUGAGUUCCUCCAAAAGAACCUGUGCCCCAAGAGCUGUUUCUUUAAAGGACCUUUUCUAUGGGAUUUGGUUAUGAAUGUUGCAUGGAAAUGUUGCUUGCUGUGGCAGUGAGGAUGUUCCUUUUCCUUACAGACGAUGUCAGGAUGGAGCCACUGAACUACUGGCGGCUAUCGCAAGCCACCAGCAUCCCGCUGUGUGUGGUGCAGAGCUGUGUGAAAGAGACCAUCCUCUUAUACUGUCUCCUCCUGAGCACCAAAGUGCACGUCCCAUUCGCCUUCAAGGGCAUCGGCAUCCUGACAUGUGAAGAUAACCUCCUUUGCAUGAGGUUCUAUCACAGCUGUGUUACGAUGCUGGAGGGGACUGCAAGCAUGCUUGCAUUGAUUCUCAGUAGAAUUUGGCCAGAACAUCCCAUGGACCUCAGCCGAGAGACCACCACUUACGGGAUCCAGAUGUUUCCAAGGUUUCAGCUGACUAUGAAAAAGAGCAGAGCAGAGGCCACCUCCAGCACAAGAGUUGCAGGAGAGCGCAGGAUCAGCAGAGGUGCAGUGGCCUCUGCUGGCAGGCUGUUGCAGAGAAGGGAGACGUUUCCCCCCUCCAUGCUGCCAAGCUGGGAGCCAGGCACAUGGCAGAAAGAGACAGCAAAGAAGCCUUCUGCCAGCGUGCUGCCGCUGUGUCCAGGCAGCUCCCUCUGGAAGAAGACGUCGGGCCGCUGGGAAGCAGCUCCUCCAGCCCAGCCCAGCACAGCACUCCCUGCAAUGGAAGGCUCUAAGAGAGUGCUGCAGGAACUCUGGGAAGUGUCUGCGCCGUGGGACAAAGUGGAGCACUUGUGGCCUAUGUACCAUAAGGAGGUACUGCAAACACAGGCAGAAAGGACAGCAUGGGACAGCUGGAGCACAGGGAAGGACCAGCAGCCACCCCAGUGGUUCAACGAGGCACGCGCUUGGGCUCCACGUCCUCCAGCACAGCCCAAGCGACAGCAGGCAAGGCGUAGGUGGAGGAAGGCUGAGGGCCCAAUACCAUCAAAUGAAAUGGGAACAGCUUCCAAGCUGGUACUCCAGGCCGGCCUUCUUUCCCCAAGAGCAGCUCAAGUGCUGAGAAGGCUGGAGCCGCACCUACAUCAGCAGGAGGCUUUUGCCAGCAUGGCAGAAAGGAACAGGCAAAAGCAAGCACAGAAGCAGCAGCACCCCUGCUGUCAGUGCUGGUACCGUUUCAGAGGGAAAGAUGCUGAGAACAAUGGUGGCAGCGGUGGAGCUCCCGGCAAGGGGGCUGGGAAGCUGUCCAGCUUUCCACCUCUGUAAAGCAAACAAAGGUGACAUAGGCGCCAUACAACAAGAUAUCAAGGGGAGAGGAACCAAGUCACCCCUCCCAGCAACAUCCUGGAAAAAAGCGUGAGCUGAAGAACACAGCCUGCUCCAGUUCAAACUCUGGCGCGGGGGAGAGAAGGAAGAGGGCGAGGAAAAACAGCACAGACUCAGACUGCAAACACAUUCCUGGAAGCACCGCUGAGUUGGGGAGAGAGGAAGGAGUGGAUGUAGGCUCCCCCCACUCCAGGCACUCACGUGCUCACGUUCUGGUUCAGGCUGUGACCUAGGAAUUCCACUGUACACCUCCGAAUGGAAAAUAAAAUCUAUUGGUGUUUCUCUCAGACAGGCUGCUGGUA
This is a messenger RNA of Phasianus colchicus (ring-necked pheasant), 2793 nucleotides long. The record is from RefSeq and is a predicted model, not a curated record. Lineage: Eukaryota; Metazoa; Chordata; Aves; Galliformes; Phasianidae.